This is a messenger RNA of Bufo gargarizans (Asiatic toad), 1458 nucleotides long. Its product is annotated as tyrosinase-like. Gene Ontology annotation, molecular function: tyrosinase activity. The transcript has 5 exons. NCBI's taxonomy places the organism in Eukaryota, Metazoa, Chordata, Amphibia, Anura, Bufonidae. Bases 151 to 1458 code for a protein of 435 amino acids. Gene Ontology annotation, biological process: melanin biosynthetic process; pigmentation. The record is from RefSeq and is a predicted model, not a curated record.
GAAGACACACCUUUCACCCCCACCCAAGCCGCUUAUAAACCAGAGACUUCCAAUGACGCUGCGUGACACCAGGAGGCUGAAGAGUGCAGAACCUGGAGGACUCACCUACCUUCACCUCCACGAACGGUUUCCUAACAAGGUCAGGAAGUCAUGCUUCACCUCAUCAUCUUCCUCACGUUUUGCCUUUGCUUCGUGGAGAGUCAGUUCCCCAGAGUCUGCACAACUGAAGCUGCUUUUCGCACCAAGACUUGUUGUCCACUUUGGAAGGACAAAAGCCCAUGUGGUUCCCUGUCAGGUCGUGGAAGAUGCCGAAGCUGGACAGCCAAAAAAACAAUCCCCCAGUAUAAUGACGAUCGACUAGAUUGGCCAAGACACUAUUAUGAGAACACUUGUGAGUGCUUUGGGAACUAUAGUGGCUUCGAUUGUGAUGACUGCAGAUUUGGCCACCAUGGUGAGAAGUGUGAGAGAAAGAAGGUCAUCAUAAGGAGAGAGAUCCGCGAGCUGUCACUCCUAGAACAAAAAAGAUUAUUCAGCUACCUGGCCUUGGCCAAGACCACGAAAAGUCAAGAUUUUGUUGUCCUGAGCACAGGAGACCGACACCAUCGUGAGACUUACCGCUUUGUAGACGCGUCUCUCUAUGAUCUCUUUGUUUGGAUGCACUAUUACUCCAUGAAGGCUCUCAUGAUAAAUAGCACAUUCAUCCCUGAUAAGAACUUUGCUCACCAGGGCCCUGCAUUUCCCGGAUGGCAUCGUCUAAAUCUCUUAUUUCUGGAAAGGCAAAUCCAGCUCAUGACAAGAGAUGAAGAUUUUGCCAUCCCGUACUAUGACUGGCGGGGGGACAAAAACUGCUCCAUCUGUACUGAUGAACUUUUGGGAACAAAUGAUGACCAAGGAGUGAUCAAUCCGUACUCCCACUUUUCGUUUUGGAAGGCAAUUUGCAGCGGGUUCAAUUUCCCAGAUGAAUAUUGUCCAUUGGCAGACUCUGAGCACAAGAUGGAAAGACUGCAUAGGAAACCUGGGACCACACCAUAUGCCACCAACUUACCCACAUUCCUGGAUGUGGAGAACAUACUGAAGCUUGAGAACUUUGACACUCCACCUUAUAAUGAGACAUCUUUAUACAGCUUCAGAAACGCCCUGGAAGGUUUCCUCUCUCCAGAUGGAGUGACAUUACGAAGAAGCAUGCACAACUUGGUCCACAUCUAUCUGGGGGGCACCAUGUCUCAGAUUCCAAUCUCAAGCAAUGACCCCAUAUUUCUGUUUCAUCACAGUUUCGUUGACAAGAUUUUUGAAUCAUGGAUGGCCCGGUACAAGGCUUUGCCUCUCAAUUAUCCUGAGAACGACCAGAUUGGACAAGGACCAGAUGAUUGUGCAACCCCCUUCUUCCCCUGUUACAAGAACAAGGAGCUUAUCCUCAGAUCGGCUGAGUUUGGUUAUGAGUUCUCCUCUUACCCAUGA